AUGGCUACUGUAAGAGGUUUUAUUGCAUUGUCAGCUUCAAGAAACUGGGAUUUAUGGCAGUUAGAUGUGAACAACGCCUUUCUUCAUGGAGAUCUUUAUGAAGAAGUCUAUAUGAAGAUGCCCGAAGGCAUUCCAAAUCCAUCUAAUCAGCAUCUUGAUCAUGUUUUUAGCAUAAAAGAUAUAGGCAAGCUUAGCUUCUUUCUUGGGAUUGAAAUAGCUUAUACCUCUGAAGGCAUCACAUUAACUCAACACAAGUUCACCAAGGAGUUACUUCAAGCUGCUGGCAUCUCUACUCCUAAGCAAGUAGCGACCCCUCUUCCUUUACACCUCACGUUAUCUAUUGAUUCUGGUGUUCCUUUCUCUGAUGCGACCCUUAAUAGAUGCCUAGUUGGAAAGAUCAACUUUAUAACAAAUACCAGGCCUAAUCUUAGCUACACAGUACAGACUUUAAGUCAAUACAUGCAUGCUCCAACCGUCUCUCACUACCAAGCUCUUCUACAUGCCUUGAACUAUGUGGGAUGCACAUCUGGCCAUGGCAUUUUACUCAAAGCUUCAACAUCUAUCUCCUUACAGGAUUUCUCUAAUAAUGAUUGGCGGGCAUGUUCAGACAUAAGAAGAUCUAUUUCAGGGUAUCUUGUCCAACUUGGCCAAUCUCCUAUAAGUUGGAAAAGCAAGAAACAAGCUACAAUGUCUAAAUCAUCAUCAGAGGCAGAGUAUAAAGCCUUAGCUUCAGCUGUAUCUGAAGUAACCUGGAUGAUUAGGCUCCUAGAAGAACUUGGAGUGACAAAAAUGCAACCUGUCACACUCCGUUGUGAUAAUCAAAGUGCUUUGCACAUUGCAAAGAACCCCGUGUUCCACGAAUGA
Messenger RNA from Beta vulgaris subsp. vulgaris (sugar beet), 864 nucleotides. RefSeq lists its product as uncharacterized. The record is from RefSeq and is a predicted model, not a curated record. NCBI's taxonomy places the organism in Eukaryota, Viridiplantae, Streptophyta, Magnoliopsida, Caryophyllales, Amaranthaceae. The transcript is spliced from 2 exons. Bases 1 to 864 code for a protein of 287 amino acids.